AUGGCCCGAAACGGGCACGCCUACCCGCCUCAGACAAGAGGUAUCCUCGUAAAAGAGCCUACGUGUGGGUUCUGUGCAUCGUUAGGCAUUCACUGUUCUUACGAUAACGCUGAGAAGGAUCAUUCGCAAUUCGAUCCAGCUAGUUUGGAAAUCCUUCGGCACUUGGGCCAGAUCAUCAGUACCCAAAAUGAACUCACACACACAGUUCGUUCAAUCGCUGCAUCCCAACAUCAUGUAGCAUUGGGGCCAGGUGCAUCUCAAGAUCAACUACACUUCAAUGGUAGUCUGGACUUGGAUCCAACAGUACAACCGGAACAUCAACUUCAUCCGACAGACUGGUUCGCAGGACAGUCAGAUUCCACUUCAACAACGCCAGCCUCAUCCGCAAGUGCAGCUGCAGUUCAAUGGUUCGGAAUUCUUGCCAAUGACGCCCCAAACGAAGACAUUCUGGAACCAGAUGCGCUCCAGGGCGAUCUUCUUGACACGUCUCCAGAUGGUCAAGCCGAAAGCGACAUCACUCCAUUACAGAGAGCGACAAGGGCCAUUGACAAACAACCAGAUAUACCCAACAGACGAAACAGUCGCCCGUCGAAUAUUUCUGAGGAGAGCCUAUGGCAGGCUUCUGAGUGUAUCUCACUACUCGAUCGAGAGCAAGACCUGUUUCGGAACUUUCUGCAUAGAAUAUGUUCAUGGCUCGACUUGUUUGAUCCAGCCAGGACCUUCUCCACAAGAGUUCCACAUCUCGCUGUCCGAAAUGCCGGUCUUCUCAACGCCAUUCUUGCGUUAUCGAGCUACCACCAGUCUCUCGAUGAAAGUAUUCCACCCAAUCAGCGUCCUGGCCAAAAUAUCGCCCUGCAGUAUUACUACCAAACGUUACACUAUAUUCAAAAGGCCAUGCGGUACUCAACGUAUCAGAACAGCCAAGAACUAAUGGCCACGACGCUCAUAGUAUCAACGUAUGAAAUGCUACGCGGAUCGCGACAGGACUGGCAACAGCACCUCCAGGGCGUCUUUAGAAUACUAAGAUCUAGACAGAUUGAAGUGGAAACAUCGAGUCUUGAAAGCACGACGUGGUGGGCGUGGCUACGACAGGAUAUAUGGGUUGCCUUUCGCGAGAAGAGGAGAACGUAUAGUACGUGGAUGCCCAAGAAAGGAUAUGCAGAACUAGACGAUCAUGAACUUGCUUCAAGAGCUAUCUGGAUCAUGGCACAGGUCGUUAAUUUUUGUGCUGUUGACUCAUCGUUUGAGAUGGAAGGUGGCCUGGUAGGGAGGAUAGGUUGGGCAAAAGCGUUGAAGAACAUGUUGACUGAAUGGCAGUCUCAUUUGACAGUUGGGUUCUCUCCAUUACCUACCAUGAGCCAGUAUGGGAUCGAAGUCUUUAAACCGUAUCUCAUACAUCCGCAAUGUUUUGGACUUGCGGUGCAGCUUCACCAUUGCUCCCGAAUCCUCAUUGCCGCUCACGAGCCACAUCUUGACGGUAUACAAGGUCUACUAAAACGCCAAAAGGAUAUACAACAAAGUAUCAAUAUGGUCUGUGGAAUUGGUAUGACUCUCACCGAAGACGCGUCGAGCAUGUUGUCCUCACAAUGUCUCUUCAUUGCCGGUAUGUUUAUGCAAGACCCUCGCCAGAAAGACGCCGUCCUGGAAAUGUUGGAUUCGUGUCAGAAGAGAUGCGGAUGGCCCACGCCUUCACUCAGAUCAGAGCUAGAACAGAUUUGGGAUAAUCCUAAUGCUCUUUGGGGUAGUCAAACUUGA
This is a messenger RNA of Fusarium poae, 1755 nucleotides long. RefSeq lists its product as uncharacterized. Gene Ontology annotation, cellular component: nucleus. Lineage: Eukaryota; Fungi; Ascomycota; Sordariomycetes; Hypocreales; Nectriaceae. Gene Ontology annotation, biological process: positive regulation of transcription by RNA polymerase II. Bases 1 to 1755 code for a protein of 584 amino acids. The record is from RefSeq and is a predicted model, not a curated record. Gene Ontology annotation, molecular function: transcription cis-regulatory region binding; DNA-binding transcription factor activity. The transcript has 6 exons.